AUCCUCCAUGUUUAUUCCUCGGUGAAAGAAAAAGGACACCUCUUGCGGGAUCCGCCGCCUUCACCGCCUCGGGCUUUUAGGCUCGACCCUGACGCAACAGGAAGGGGAUUAAGAUCAAGGAGCGAGGGCGGCCGGCGGCGGCAGGUCUGGACAAGCCGCGGGACGGCCAAGGACGCGGCCAGGUCCACCAGAGGGCGCCCGCCUCCAGACGACCCUCCCGCGCGCGCUCCCCGCGUCCCGCCGCUGCGGAGACAGGCGAGCUGCCCCGCGCUGCCUCGGCUCCAGCCGCAGCCCCGGGCGAAGCCCCCAGUGGCUCGGGCGGGAAGCAAAGGGUCCGGGGCCCGUCCUUCGGGUCCAGUCUCUGGCGUGCGGUUCUUGGUACCUCUCCCGACCUCCUUCAGACCUUAAGUCUUCCAACCAUGCAGUUUGUCCUUGAGGUCAGGGGCGGGAGAUCAAUUCUGGACAGGUCAGCAGUUCAGCUUGCCCAGGACAGUAGAAAGGUGGCUCGGGUGCCCCUGUCCAGACAGUUGUCAUCUCGCCUGCCAGCCUUUGCUCGGGUCGGCCCUGCGCCGCCCCCAGCUCCUCACGGGUUAACCCCCCUCGCCGCCCGCUCGCUUCCCGGUGCCAAAGUGGGUGUUGCUGGAAUUCCUCUCUCUCCCUCUCCCGUAAUAAGGGGGCUGAACUGUCCCUCCGAGGAGGGGGCAUGGUGUGGAUAAAAGAGACGAAAAAUCAGGGGGAGGUUUCCAAAAAUAAAACCCUCCAGUUCUCCUUCCGAAGGCUACAACGAUCCGGAGAACGCGCGAAGGUGCAACAGCGGUGCGCGCCCAGCUGGAGACGCAGCGCGGCCUCUGGGCUCGGUGCGCGCAGCCCCCGGCCUCUCCUGCCGCCUGGCUCCGGCUCCAGGGAGAGCCUGGCCCGCACUUUGACUUGGGGCCCCCUAGACGGGGAGAGGCGGGCCACCGGCAGGGGACCGGAGCGCAGCCAGCGGGCGACGAGCGCACCGACUGUGAGCCCCAGGGGCCGUUCCCCAAGCGCGCGUAGCUCUCUAGGCGCCCCGGCGCCAUGAGGCCCCCAACCACCGCCCGCUGCCCCGGGCGCGCCCUGAGGAACCCCUGGAGGAGCUUCUGGCCUCUCACCCUGGCUCUCUUCGUGGGCAUGGGUCAGGCUCAGAGGGACCCGGUGGGAAGAUACGAGCCGGCUGGAAGAGACGCGAGUCGGCUGCGGCGCCCCGGGGGCAGCCCCGUAGCGGCUACAGCCAAGGUGUACAGUCUGUUCCGGGAGCAAGACGCGCCCGUCCGGGGUUCGCCGCCCGCGGAGCUGGUCCAGCCUAGCUGGGGGAGCCCCAGGAGGUCCACCGAGGCGGAGGCCAGGAGGCCGCCCCGCGCGCAGCAGCCGCGGCGAGUCCAGCCACCUGCGCAGACUUGGAGAAGCCGACCCUCAGGCCAGCAGCAGUCCGCACCCCGGGCCCGGGCCGCGCCGGCUCUCCCGCGUCUCGGGACGGUGCAGCGGCCGCGGGCUGCGCGAGGGCGCCUUACGGGGAGGAAUGUCUGCGGGGGACAGUGCUGCCCGGGAUGGACAACGGCAAACAGCACCAACCACUGUAUCAAACCCGUGUGCCAGCCGCCCUGCCAGAACCGGGGCUCCUGCAGUCGGCCCCAGCUCUGCGUGUGCCGCUCAGGCUUCCGCGGAGCCCGCUGCGAAGAGGUCAUUCCCGAGGAGGAAUUCGACCCCCAGAACUCCAGGCCAGCACCCCGACGCUCGGCCGAGGGACCCCCCAACCUGCGCAGGAGCAGUGUGGCCAGAGAAAGCACCACGGCCAGAGCUCGGCCCCCAGCGCCACAGCCGCAGCGGGCCAGGACCCUGAGUGGGCUCAGCCAGACCCACUCCUCCCAGCAGCAUGCGGGGCUGUCCCAGACCGCCCGACUUUAUCCAGCCCCUGCAGCCAGCGGCCAGCUGACCUCCAAUGCCCUGCCCAUGGGGCCAGGUCCUGAGCGGAGGGAUGGUGCCCCACAGGCAGCAUAUCUGGACCACCCGUCAUCCUCCUGGGGGCUGAAUCUCACGGAGAAAAUCAAGAAGAUCAAGAUCGUCUUCACGCCCACCAUCUGCAAGCAGACCUGUGCCCGCGGGCGCUGUGCCAACAGCUGUGAACGUGGGGACACCACCACCCUGUACAGCCAGAGCGGCCACGGGCAUGACCCCAAAUCUGGAUUCCGCAUCUAUUUUUGCCAGAUCCCCUGCCUGAAUGGGGGCCGCUGCAUCGGCAGGGACGAGUGCUGGUGCCCCGCCAACUCCACCGGGAAGUUCUGCCACCUGCCCGCCCCCAGGCUGGACCAGGAGCCUCCAGAGAGGGGCCCCCGCCACAGGGCCCCGCUGGAGGGCCCCUUGAAGCAGUCCACCUUCACGCUGCCUCUCUCCAACCAGCUGGCCUCGGUGAACCCCUCCUUGGUGAAGGUGCACAUCCGCCACCCGCCCGAGGCCUCGGUGCAGAUCCACCAGGUGGCUCGGGUGCGGGGCGAGGCGGAGGAGGCCCCGGAGGAGAACAGCGUGGAGACCAGGCCCUCGCCCCGGCUCCCUGCCGGCCCCGGCCACGGCCACUGGGACAGCAACCGCAUCCCCGCCCGGUCCGGAGAACCUCCCCGGCUACCUCCCCCCGUGGUGCACAGGACUCCGGCCCUACUGGGCCGAUGCUACCUGAGCACUUUAAACGGACAGUGUGCUAACCCCCUGCCGGAGCUGACGGCCCAAGAGGACUGCUGUGGCAGCGUGGGAGCCUUCUGGGGGGUGACCUCCUGUGCCCCAUGUCCACCCAGACCAGCCUCCCCGGUGAUUGAAAAUGGCCAGUUGGAGUGUCCCCAGGGGUACAAGAGACUGAACCUCACUCACUGCGAAGAUGUCAACGAGUGCCUGACGCUGGGCCUGUGCGAGGACUCGGAGUGCGUGAACACGAGGGGCAGCUACCUCUGUACCUGCAGACCCGGCCUCCUGCUGGAUCCGUCCAGGAGCCGCUGUGUGUCGGACAAGGCCGUCUCCAUGCAGCAGGGGCUGUGCUACCGGCUGCUGGGGCCCGGCACCUGCGCCCUGCCUUUGGCCCAGCGGAUCACCAAGCAGAUAUGCUGCUGCAGCCGAGUGGGCAAAGCCUGGGGCAGCCUGUGUGAGAAAUGCCCCCUGCCUGGCACAGAGGCCUUCAGGGAGAUCUGCCCUGCGGGCCACGGCUACACCUACUCGAGCUCGGACAUCCGCCUGUCCAUGAGGAAAGCUGAGGAGGAGGAACUGGCCCGGCCCUCGAGGGAGCACGGCCCGAAGCGCAAUGGGACCCUGCCCAGGCCAGCAGAGAGGCAGCCACUGCGGGCGGCCACCAGCACCUGGGUGGAGGCGGAGACCGUCCCCGACAAGGGUGACUCUCAGGCCGGCCAGGUGACAACCAGCGUUACCCAGCUAUCCACCUCGGUCCCAGGAGCUGCCCUGGGAGGACCAACGCCGUCAAUGCCUGAACAGGUGAUCCCAGAGGCCACGGAAGAAGCACAAGUGACUGCCCCCACCGACGUGCUGGUGACCCCGGCGCCCUCAGGCAUUGACAGUUGUGCUGCUGGGGCCACCAACAUCUGCGGCCCGGGCACCUGCGUGAACCUCCCAGAUGGAUACAGAUGCAUCUGCAGCCCUGGCUACCGGCUACACCCCAGCCAGGCCUACUGCACAGAUGACAAUGAGUGUCUGAGGGACCCCUGCAAGGGAAGGGGACGCUGUGUCAACCGCGUGGGCUCCUACUCCUGCUUCUGCUACCCUGGCUACAAGCUGGCCGCCUCGGGGGCCACGCAGGAAUGCCAAGACAUAGAUGAGUGUGAGCAGCCAGGAGUGUGCAGCCGGGGUCGGUGCACCAACACAGAGGGUUCCUACCACUGUGAGUGUGACCAGGGCUACAUCAUGGUCAGGAAAGGACAUUGCCAAGAUAUCAACGAAUGCCGUCACCCUGGCACCUGCCCUGAUGGGAGAUGCGUCAACUCCCCCGGCUCCUACACUUGCCUGCCCUGCGAGGAGGGCUACAGGGGCCAGGGCGGGAGCUGUGUAGAUGUGAAUGAGUGUCUGACCCCUGGGGUCUGCGCCCACGGAACAUGCAUCAACCUGGAGGGCUCGUUUAGAUGCUCCUGUGAGCAGGGCUACGAAGUCACCCCAGAUGAGAAGGGCUGCCAAGAUGUCGACGAGUGUGCCAUCCGGGCCUCGUGCCCCACGGGCCUCUGUCUCAACACGGAGGGCUCCUUUACCUGCUCGGCCUGCGAGAGUGGGUACUGGGUGAAUGAGGAUGGCACCGCCUGCGAAGACCUAGACGAGUGCGCCUUUCCGGGAGUCUGCCCGUCCGGAGUCUGCACCAACACUGCCGGCUCCUUCUCCUGCAGGGACUGCGAGGCGGGCUACCAGCCCAGCGCCCUGGGCCACAGCUGUGAAGAUGUGGACGAGUGUGAAGACCCCCAGAGCAGCUGCCUGGGAGGCGAGUGCAAGAACACGGCUGGCUCCUACCAGUGCCUCUGUCCCCCGGGCUUCCAGCUGGCCAACCGCACGGUGUGUGAGGAUGUGGACGAGUGUGCGGGCGACGACUACUGCGCACCGCGCGGCGAGUGCCUCAACAGCCACGGGUCCUUCUUCUGUCUCUGUGCGGACGGCUUCGUCAGCGCAGACGGGGGCACCAGCUGCCAAGAUGUGGACGAGUGUGCAGUCACGGACCGGUGUCUCGGGGGCCAGUGUGUUAACACCGACGGCUCCUUCAACUGUGUGUGUGAGACUGGCUUCCAGCCCUCCCCGGAGAGCGGGGAGUGUGUGGACAUUGACGAGUGCGAGGACCUCGGGGAACCGGUGUGCGGGGCCUGGAGGUGUGAGAACAGCCCUGGCUCCUUCCGCUGUGUCCUGGGCUGCCAGCCUGGCUUCCACGUGGCCCCGACGGGAGACUGCAUUGACAUAGACGAGUGUGCCAACGACACGGUGUGUGGGAGCCACGGAUUCUGCGACAACACGGACGGCUCCUUCCGCUGCCUCUGUGACCAGGGCUUCGAGACCUCGCCCUCCGGCUGGGACUGCGUUGACGUGAACGAGUGUGAGCUCAUGCUGGCGGUGUGCGGGGCGGCGCUCUGCGAGAACGUGGAGGGCUCCUUCCUGUGCCUCUGCGCCAGCGACCUGGAGGAGUACGACGCUCAGGAGGGGCGCUGCCGCCCGCGGGGGGCUGGAGGUCCGAGUGUCCCUGAGGCCCGGCCAGGGGCACACCCACCAGGCCCCGUCCGCAUGGAAUGCUACUCUGGACAGAAGGACCAGACGCCCUGCUCCAGCCUUCUGGGCCGGAACACCACGCAGGCCGAGUGCUGCUGCACCCAGGGCACCGGCUGGGGGGAUGCCUGUGACCUGUGCCCAGAUGAGGACUCAGUUGAAUUCAGCGAGAUCUGCCCUAGUGGGAAAGGCUACAUCCCCGUGGAAGGAGCCUGGAUGUUUGGACAGACCACGUACACAGAUGCUGACGAGUGUGUGAUGUUUGGGCCCGGGCUCUGCCGGAAUGGCCGGUGUCUCAACACGGUGCCCGGCUACAUCUGCCUAUGUAACCCUGGCUACCACUACAAUGCCGCCCGCAGGAAGUGUGAGGAUCACGACGAGUGCCAGGACAUGGCCUGUGAGAAUGGCGAGUGUGUGAACACGGAAGGCUCCUUCCACUGCUUCUGCAGCCCACCCCUCACCCUGGACCUCAGUCAGCAGCGCUGCGUGAACAGCACCAGCGGUGUGGAGGACCUGCCUGACCACGACAUCCACAUGGACAUCUGCUGGAAGAGAGUCACCAAUUACGUGUGCAGCCACCCCCUGCACGGCCGCCGCACCACCUACACGGAGUGCUGCUGCCAGGACGGCGAGGCCUGGAGCCAGCAGUGCGCCCUGUGCCCGCCCAGGAGCUCAGAGGUCUAUGCUCAGCUCUGCAACGUGGCCCGGAUCGAAGCCGAACGGGAGGCCGGGAUCCACUUCCGGCCCGGCUAUGAGUACGGCCCCGGGCCCGAUGACCUGCACUAUAGCCUCUACGGCCCAGACGGGGUCCCCUUCUACAACUACCUGGGCCCCGAGGACGCCAUCCCCGAACCACUCUUCCCCAGCACGGCCGGCCGCCCGGGGGACCGCAUACCACUCCCUGAACCUCCCCUGCAGCCCUCAGAACUCCAGCCCCACUACGUGGCCAGCCACCCAGGUCUGUGUUGCUGCAAAAACGGGGAAGAGGUGGGCUCUGAAGCUGUUUCACUUCCAUCUUCUCCAUCUGCUCAUCACUGUCAGCAGGAGCACCAGGCCGGCUUCGAAGGGCUCCAGGCUGAGGAGUGCGGCAUCCUGAACGGCUGUGAGAACGGCCGCUGUGUGCGCGUGCGCGAGGGCUACACCUGUGACUGCUUCGAGGGCUUCCAGCUGGACACGGCCCACAUGGCCUGUGUGGAUGUGAAUGAGUGUGAUGACCUGAACGGGCCUGCUGCGCUCUGUGUCCAUGGUCACUGCGAGAACACGGAGGGCUCCUACCGCUGCCACUGCCUCCCGGGUUAUGUGGCUGAGGCAGGCCCCCCACACUGCACCGCCAAGGAGUAGCAGAGACGGGUCGAGUGUGGGCAGUUACCUGGAAAUGGGCCCUGGUCGCAGGCGGGGCCUUGAGGAAGUUUUCCUAGCUGGGGAGACGCCAUGAAGACACCGGCCGGAGGCCCUGCGGUCCAGCUCCAAGCCAGCCUCGCCUGCUUUUCAUCUCCCUCAGCUUCGGCUCUUGCUACGUGAACUUCUGUCACGGCCUCCACACCGCCAUGCCCUUGCUUGGCUCAAACACCACCAAGUGCUUUAAUGCUUCAACCACUGGCCACGAGGCCCAGUCUACCAUCUGUCCUGGCCUUGCCAUGGGAUGCUGAUCAAAGGACGGCCCUCAACCCAGCCCCUCAGGCUGUGCAAACGUGCAAGGUCCUUCGGCCUCACACUGCACAUACCCCUUCUCCAGACACGAUCCACGUAUCAUCCUGAUGCUUCUACAGCUGGAUCGGAGGCCGCAUCUGCCCUGUGAUGGCCCUUCAGAAUCUGUCCAGUGAAAAAGGAUGGGGCGGGGCGCGGGGGAGGAGUUUGGGGAGUGAUCGGCACCACUCAGCCUGUCUGGUAUGGGCCAGAUUUAGCCACGUCUCCACCCUGUUGCCAGUUCAGUGGCCCUGGAGAGGGGCAGAAGAUGCCCUCAUCUCAGAGAAGCAAGACUGAUACUAGCUUGCUAGUAAGAGAUGCACAUGAAGGGGAGUAAGGAGCCUGAGAGAGCAGCAAUAGGACAAUAUUAAAAAAAAAAAAAAAUACGGGGAGUUGAUGAGAAAGGGGGCACCACGCUUUACACAGAUCUAAAGAAAAUAAUCAGUAGCUUCAGGUAAAUAACCAGUCUACCCAGCGAUAGCUCCUCUGCACCACAGCAAGGGCUGCCCCGAGACCUCUAUUAAAUACAUACUGCUUCUUACAGGACACAAGUCUCUCCUGGGCUCUCCUUUUGUGGACACCAGUUGGAUGUGCUAAAAAUAAAGAGGUCUAUUUUCUAGCUUCUGAAAUACAGUGUAAUCCUGUUGAGGAGAAGCCAGGUUCCCUGUGUUGUUUCCUCUCUACUCAGAGGCGUCUGCCCUCUUUCCCCUUCAUACGAUGGCUGGCUGGCAUCCCACUGAGUUCACAAGUAGAGACUCACUCCAGCCUGGGCUAGCUGGGAGUUUAGAACCACGGUGGAAUAAAGAAAUGUGCAUUUCUGGGCUA
This is a messenger RNA of Cervus elaphus (red deer), 7761 nucleotides long. RefSeq names its product latent transforming growth factor beta binding protein 2 (gene LTBP2). Bases 1063 to 6591 code for a protein of 1842 amino acids. The record is from RefSeq and is a predicted model, not a curated record. NCBI's taxonomy places the organism in Eukaryota, Metazoa, Chordata, Mammalia, Artiodactyla, Cervidae. The transcript is spliced from 36 exons. Gene Ontology annotation, molecular function: calcium ion binding.